Molecule: messenger RNA, 2168 nt
Organism: Dendronephthya gigantea
Lineage: Eukaryota; Metazoa; Cnidaria; Anthozoa; Malacalcyonacea; Nephtheidae
Product: 3-oxosteroid 1-dehydrogenase-like
Exons: 2
Coding region: 26-1840 (604 amino acids)
Source: RefSeq, a predicted model, not a curated record
AGUAAAACUACCGAACAAAUUUACCAUGGCGAGGUUAAUCUUUUCUUUACGUCGGUGUCAUUCACACCUUGAAGCACAAAUGCAACUUCUUCCAUCUCUGCUGCACAAGAGAACAGUGACCGGUAUGCACUGGGAUCGCGAAGUGGACGUUGCCGUUAUUGGCUCAGGCCUUGGCGGAAUGACGUCAGCUCUGUGUUUAAAAGAGAUGGGGAUCGAUAGAAUUGAGGUUUUCGAAAAAGCAGCCAAAUUUGGGGGUGCCAGCGCUGUUUCUGGUGGCGGUAUAUGGAUUCCAAAUAGCCAUUACGCUAAAGCCAGUGGAUCACAAGAUUCCGUUGAAGAUACAAAAACUUAUCUUGACAGUAUCAUAAACUAUAACGAAGUCCCCGAAGAGCUUGUGGACAGCUACAUUGAAAACGGGCCGAAAAUGUUGGAAUUUGUUACAAGAAUGGCAUCGGAAGUUAAGUACGUCUCCCUGGAACACUAUCCCGAUUACCACUCCCAGAGCCCAGGCUCCCGCACAGGCGGCCGUUCACUAGAACCCAUGCCACUAAACUGGGAUGAGCUUGGUGAUGACAUGGGCGCAAUACAAGAAAGUCAUUUUGAUAACUACAUACUUGACCGUUGGCUUUUCACCCAAACUGAAGCCCAUCACCUUAUCACCCGCACACCUGAAGCCUGGAAAAUUGUGGGAAGAGAAUUGGCACGAUAUUUCCGUGACACGUUUUGGCGCAAAAGGAACAACACGAAAAAGUCGCGUCGUUUGACACUGGGCAUCGCGGGUAUCGCGCGCAUGUUUCUCGCCUUGAAGAAUCGGCAUAUUCCGGUGACGCUCAACUGCGCGAUGACCGGGUUGAUAACGGAAAGUUCAGGAAGGGUAAUCGGUAUCAAAGCGAAACACUGCGAUCGAGAUAUAAACAUCAAGGCUGAAAAAGGCGUCGUACUUGCAACGGGAGGCUUUGAGUAUAACCCUGAUUUACGCAAGAAGUAUCUGCCAAAGCCAAGCUCCGCAGAGUGGUCAGCAACUGGCAUACGGACGAACACUGGUGACGCCUUACUCGCGAGUUUGUGCCUUGGCGCAAAAACCCGGUUGCUGGACAGUGCCUGGUGGGGUAGUACCGUGAAAGCACCCGACGAUCCAUCAUCGCGCCUUUUAAUCAUUCCAAAAACCCUGCCUGGUUCUAUUGUUGUCAAUAUGCAAGGAAAACGAAUUGCGAACGAGUCGAAAAACUACAUGUCUUACGGAAAGGAGUUUUUCGCUUCACAUAGUGAUGCUAGUCCCAACUAUCCCUCUUAUCUGGUGUUCGACAGGCGCUUUCGCGAGCUUUAUUACAUAGGACCUUUGAAGACUAAACAUCUCCUCCCUGACAAACGUAUCCCAAAUGACUACUUCACCUCGGGCUUUUUGGCGAUAGAGAAGAGCAUUGAUGCGUUGGCCGAUAAACUCGGUAUCGAUAAAGUUGGCCUAAAUGCGGAGAUCAAUAAGUUUAAUGAUUUUGCCAAAACCGGAAAAGAUGAGGAUUUUAAACGUGGAGAUACGGUUUAUGAUCGUUACUAUAGCGACCCAAAUGUCACGCCUAACCCUUGUCUUCACUCAAUCAAUCAAGCGCCAUUCUAUGCGAUGCGAGUGGAGCCGGGCGAUAUUGGAACGCAUGGAGGUAUGGAUACAAACAGUCAUGCGCAAGUUCUCAAGGAGGAUGGUAGUGUGAUUGAAGGUCUUUAUGCAAUCGGUAACUGUGCUGCAGCUAUCUUACCUAGUUACCCAGGUCCAGGUUCUACUUUAGGGCCAGCAAUGACUUUUGGCUACCAAGCGGCAAAGCAUAUUAGUGGAUUUGAACAUUAGGCGUUCCCUCUCUCAGCAAUGUGAUAAAGCGGAGGAGAACACAGCUGGAGAAUUCUUAAUCUAAUUUUUGGGAAACUAAAUGUUAAAUGCAUGUUCACAUAUUGCAUACUUCUGAUUAAAAGGUGCAUGAUUUAUGAUAGAGUUUAUCAAGUGUUAUCAUUAUUUAUCAUUAAGUUUCAGUGUAGUGGGACCAGAUUAUUUAGGAUCGCAAGUUACCACCAGGGGGAGAGGAAGUGGGAGAACUACCAGACAGUACCGUCAAAUUAAUACUCCACUACUCCUCUACAACUACUUCGCAACAGGACAAAAAAAUAAUCGUGGAUUAAUU